This is a messenger RNA of Thalassophryne amazonica, 2702 nucleotides long. It is a transcript of the gene lrit1b, whose product is annotated as leucine-rich repeat, immunoglobulin-like and transmembrane domains 1b. Bases 119 to 2071 code for a protein of 650 amino acids. Gene Ontology annotation, cellular component: endoplasmic reticulum membrane. Gene Ontology annotation, molecular function: protein binding. The transcript is spliced from 4 exons. The record is from RefSeq and is a predicted model, not a curated record. NCBI's taxonomy places the organism in Eukaryota, Metazoa, Chordata, Actinopteri, Batrachoidiformes, Batrachoididae.
AGCUGUCAGUCUGCACAACAACUACUAUGCCUCCUCUGUGCACUUAAACUCAGCUGCGGCUCAUACGUGUUUAUUUGUAGUUUAGUUGGGUAGUUUAAAGUAGCUGCCGGUGGGAAAAAUGAGUAAAAAUUUCAGUGUUGCUUUUUGUUUGGCUUUGGUUUUUGUUCCUAUGCUGAGCAGAUCAUGUCCUGCACAGUGCAGCUGCUUCUUCCACAAAUUAAGCGAUGGAUCCAAAGCAAGGAGUGUACUUUGCAAGAAUCCAGAUAUCACUGUCAUCCCUUCAAAUUUUCCCAUCGAUACGUCAAAGCUCCGUAUUGAGAAAACAGCUAUCACAAGGGUUUCAAGCAAGACCUUCCAUUACCUUAACAGCUUGGAAUUUUUGUGGAUGUCUUUUAAUUCGCUGAAUUCUCUCAGUGUGGAGAGUUUUCGGGGUCUGUACAAUUUAGACGAGCUGAGGUUGGAUGGCAACUCUCUCACAUCAUUUCCCUGGAGCUCUCUGACUGACACCCCCAACCUGAGGCUCCUCGAUCUGCACAACAACAAGAUCUCUACAAUCCCAGCUGAAGCAAUCACUUACAUAAUGAAUAUCACCUAUCUGGAUUUGUCCAGCAACAGUUUGACGACCAUUCCUGCUGAUGUUCUGACAAUGUGGUUGAGUGUGAAGCCUUCCCAGGACAUGGAGUCCUCCAAACUAAUUCUAGGUCUCCAUGACAAUCCAUGGCUGUGCGACUGUCGCCUCUUUGAUCUGGUCCAGUUUCAGAAGUCACCAUCAUCAUCCGUGGCUCUAAUUGACACCAGGUUGAAGUGUGCGGAUCCAGAGAGCUUGUCAGGGGUUCUUUUCACUGAAGCCGAGCUGCAGAGGUGUCAGGGUCCUCGGGUGCAUACAGCCGUGGCUCGCGUUCGGAGCUCCCUGGGAAACAAUGUCCUGUUGCGCUGCGGCACAGUCGGAGUCCCAAUCCCUGAACUGUCCUGGAGUCGUGCUGAUGGCAAGAAAAUGAACGGCACCGUUCAGGAAGAAAUCUCAAAGGAGGGCAUCAUUUGGUCAAUCCUGAGCGUACCUGCCGUCUCCUUUCAUGAUUCUGGAAAAUAUAUGUGCAAAGCAACAAACUUUGUGGGCACAGCAGAUGCCAUCAUCUCCUUGGUGAUCACAGAUUCCUUCCAGUCAGAGGAAAUGGGCAGCACUGCCAAGAGAGCCAGAGGGAAGAAAACAGGCAGCAUCGGAAGGGCGGCGUACCAAGAGAAACUUAUUGCCAGAUAUGUACCUCCAUCAACCACCACAGCUGCCAAAUCCAUCAUUGAGCCUCUCGUCAGUAAAGGCAUCAUAGGGAGAUAUGAAGUCGAGAGCUACAGCGUCUCUGACAGCGCUGGUCAGGGGCAAGGUAGAGCAUCUGGCACUACAAGGCCCAUCAAGGAGCAGCAGGAUGCUCUCAGUCACUUGGCAGCCAAUGCGUCCUCCUUACAACAGAUUCCAGAGAAAAGGAUUGUACGCUCAGUAAAGGUGAUCGGCGACUCCGACCACGCCAUCACUCUGAACUGGCGGGCCCCUACAGCCACAAAUACCACAGAAUUCAGCGUGCUAUAUGCUGUAUUUGGGGAGCGAGAUAUGCGCCGGAUUAACGUAGGCGCAGGAAAGAACCGAAUCACAAUAGACGGCCUUGUGCCAAAGACAAAGUACAUUGCUUGCGUUUGCAUCAAAGGCUUGAUCCCAAAAAAGGAGCAGUGUGUAAUCUUCUCAACGGAUGAGGCAGCCACUGCGAGUAGCACUCAGAAACUCAUUAAUGUGGUGGUGAUAACAGUGGCGUGUGUGAUCGCUGUGCCCCUGACACUGAUUGUGUGUUGCAGGGCUUUAAAGAAGCGCUGCCAAAAGCUGCUGGGGAGGCAAUCCAAAGAAAUGCAAGACUCUUAUGUCACUUUUGAGACCCUCGGCCCAACUAGAGCUAAAGGGAUGGAGGGGGAGUAUCUGACCAGGCUCAACCCUGAUGAAUCCAACCGGCUUCUUUCAGCCAGGUCCAGUGUGGACUCUGAGGCUACAGCCAGGACUGAGGGGCCACCGAAUGAGUACUUCUGCUAGUAUCAACAACUGUAUGCCUGAGCCUCCUUGGGACAGAGUGUUGUUUUCUAACUGCUGAGCAACAAAGCAGGAGUUGCAAAAAUACUCCAAGGAAUUCCCUUUUACUAUGCUCCAGUGGACACCUAUAGCUCUGUUAUCCACGGAUUUGUUUAAAGCCUUGUGGGAUUAAAGCCACUAUUGAUUUGGUGAACUACAAAAAUAGAAUUAAGUAUAAAUAAACAGAUAAUUAUAAUAUUAAGGCUCUCCGGCUAUGUGUAAAAAUCACUAUGCACUUUAAAUUGUUUUUCUUUCAUACUUUCUUUCAUUCCUGCAUAGCAAUUUUGAAAUGCUACCCAUAUGCACAUACAAUUCAAACCUUUUUCUCCCCUCUGUGAUGUCACAAUUGUCUUCUGCAGAACUCUUUAUUUCAAAGUAUUUAAUGAAAUCCGCAGUUAGACCUUUUGCAUGUCAGUGUCAUGUUAAUGUGCCAGGUUUGCUGCGUGAUCAAAAUCCUAAAAUCCAUUUUAUUUUAUAAUGAAUAUAUUUGUAACCUGAAAUACACACAUAUGUAUGAUUGCAUAAAAAAUAAUUUUUUAUACCAGUACACUAUUUGAAUUAGAUGCAGUGAUAUUUGAAUGCAUGAACAUUCAUU